Molecule: messenger RNA, 920 nt
Organism: Hyaloscypha bicolor E
Lineage: Eukaryota; Fungi; Ascomycota; Leotiomycetes; Helotiales; Hyaloscyphaceae
Product: carbohydrate esterase family 3 protein
Exons: 2
Coding region: 45-839 (264 amino acids)
Molecular function (GO): phosphatidylcholine lysophospholipase A1 activity
Source: RefSeq, a predicted model, not a curated record
UCAAGAGGCAUUUAGUUACGAUGAUAAUAAAUUCACCGCCUAUCAUGUCCCAUCUCCUCCUCUUGGCAAUAACUUUACUCUUAUCUCCUGCACAAGCAAUAACACAUCUCCGCAUCCUCCCUCUCGGGGACUCAAUAACCUGGGGCUAUGGCAGCACGAACGGCUCUGGUUAUCGAGCUCCCUUGCUCACUCUGCUCACUUCACCUAACUCCACUUUUACAACUUCAAAACCAAAAAUAACCUACAUCGGUUCAGUGACCUCCGGAAACCUCCCUCCACCAAACAAUGCCAAUGAAGGACACGUUGGAGCUCUGAUCUCACAAAUCGGCGACUACGCAAAAGUCCCCCUAAGUUGGAAUGGAACAUUAGAAGGAGACAUCGUAUUGCUCAUGGCCGGGACGAACGACAUGUUCAACGCGAACAUCUCGCCUAAUGGAGCACCUGGGCGAUUGGGGGCUCUCAUUGACGAAAUCGUCACUGCGUGGCCAAAAGCGGCAGUUUUGGUAGCAACUUUAACGCCGUCUGCAAUUAAUACUACACAAGAUAAUAUUGAGGUCUUUAAUGGGCAGGUGGCGGGUGUCGUGAGUAAGAGGGCGAAGGCGGGGAAUAGGACAUUGGUCGUAUCGAUGUCUAAAGUUACGGUGGGAAUGGAAGUCGAUGGUCUCCACCCUGAUGAUGUGGGCUACACUCUUAUGGCACAAGGGUGGUAUAAGGGGCUUUUGGAAGCGAAAUCGAAGGGGUGGGUUGAUGGGGUGGCGAGUGGAGCUGCUUUGAUGGGAGGAGCGGGCUGGCUGAUGUGGUUUCCGGUUGUCUCAUUGGUUUUACUGGUUGGUGUAUAGAGGAAAUAGGCUUCUGCUUCUGACAUAAACCUAUGAAUAGCAGCAUAAAUGAUAAUGAGUAUGAAAUAUUGGGAAGGCUAU